Molecule: messenger RNA, 528 nt
Organism: Nanorana parkeri
Lineage: Eukaryota; Metazoa; Chordata; Amphibia; Anura; Dicroglossidae
Product: gamma-crystallin-3-like
Exons: 3
Coding region: 1-528 (175 amino acids)
Biological process (GO): visual perception; lens development in camera-type eye
Molecular function (GO): structural constituent of eye lens
Source: RefSeq, a predicted model, not a curated record
AUGGGAAAGAUCACCUUCUACGAGGACAAAAACUUCCAGGGUCGCUCUUAUGAGUGUAACUCUGAAUGUCCAGACCUGUCCUCAUACUUCAGACGCUGCAACUCCAUCCGCGUGGAAAGUGGAAACUGGAUCCUGUAUGAACAUCCCAACUACAGGGGACACCAGUACUUCCUUCAAAAAGGAGAAUACCCAGAUUUCCAGCAAUGGAUGGGCUAUAAUGAUUCUAUUAGAUCUUGUCGUCUGAGUCCCCAACAUCAGGGUUCAUUCAGAAUCAGGAUUUAUGAGAAAGAAGACUUUAGAGGCCAGAUGAUGGAGUUCACUGAGGACUGUCCAAAUGUCUAUGAGAGAUUCCGUUACCAUGACAUCCACUCUGUUGAUGUACAAGAUGGCUACUGGAUGUUCUAUGAGGAGCCCAACUACAGAGGACGCCAGAAUUACCUGAGACCUGGAGAGUACAGGAAAUACAAUGACUGGGGAGCCAACAACUCAAGAAUUGGUUCCUUUAGAAGAGUUCACCACACCUAUUAA